This is a messenger RNA of Ostrinia furnacalis (Asian corn borer), 4584 nucleotides long. RefSeq lists its product as uncharacterized. Lineage: Eukaryota; Metazoa; Arthropoda; Insecta; Lepidoptera; Crambidae. The coding region runs from base 220 to 4533 and encodes 1437 amino acids. The record is from RefSeq and is a predicted model, not a curated record. The transcript is spliced from 14 exons.
AUUGGACUUGAUGAAGCCAUGUGAUAGGUAGUUUGAAAUCUGAGUUUUCAAGUUUAUGGAAUGUGGUAAAUAAGAACACAAUUUGAUUUCAUGAUGACAGCUCGCCAACGGUUUUGAUCAUUUUUGAAAGUAUUUCACUAAUUUUAGUUGUUUUGUUACAAAUAAAAUGCUUGAAAGCUUUAUAUUAUAGCAGUAUUAGUGUUUCUUAAAGUGUUAAAUAUGGAAGCCAACGAUUUUGUUGCAAAAUUAAAGGCAAACGGGACUGAUGAAGAUGUGUGUGACUUGAGCACAGUUUUUGUUGAAUACAAGGCGAUUUUGAGUGGUUUGGGUGCUAAAGAUAAAGCACCCUUCUCCUUGAAUGUCCUCUGCAUACUCUGCAGGAACCUGGACAAAGUUCCAACAUGGCGGGACCGUAUCGAUGCCAGGUUGCUGCUAGAACUGAGCAUCAGCUGUGUGCGAGAGACCAGGUGCUCCGACAAGCCGGAACGAGUCAAGACGUUGGCUUGUAUCUACCAUAUCCACAAGCAUGCUGUCAAAGUGCACUCAACAAUCCCACCAGAGCUCAUUCUCAAACUAUCAUUUAUGCCAUUCGAAUACGACACAAAACAUUUGCUUCACGAAUACAGCAAAACGUACUGGAGUAUACUCACCGACCGUAUCACGUAUAUGGAGAAACUCAAACCAAAGAUCAAUCUGAUGAAACUGCUGCCAAAACUCAUUGAAGACACUGUCAAAGUUAUCCAAAUAUUUGACACCGUUCAGCUAUGUGUGAAUAUAUUAACGUUUUUAAUAAAGAAACUUCAUUUUCUGUACAACGAUUUAAAUGCCAAAGAACUGCACAGUGUUUUUAGACAAAUAUUCCAAAGUAUACAAGCGAAGACUGAUUUGGGUUCGUUUAGAAAGUUGAAAGAGAAAGAAACGAUGGAUUUGUAUCAGAAAUUUAACGAUUGCUUUUAUGUGCUCGCUGAGAAUGCUUCGAAAUUCCAAUUCAAAGGUUGCAGUCUGACUUUGGUUGCUGAAACUGCCAGGAGUUGGUUCGAACACAAUCCUGAAGUUUUAAAUUGCAUUGAUACUUUUUAUUUGAAUGGAUUUUGUAAAAUAAUCGAAAACACAAACGAAGCUUCUACAGUUGAAAGUACACUGAACCAAAUUUUAGCUGCGUUUGUCAGUCAUGAGAAUCUUUAUGAAAAAAUAAUGAAAGUAACGUAUCCAUUUUUGAACCAAAUCGUCCGGCUACUCAUUGACAAUGCCGUAACAAUCGCAGAUUGGUCUCAAGUCUUCAACUCCAAGAUUCAGUACAGCUAUCUGAAUGUGAUCAUGUAUCUUUCAACGAAGAAAAGCGAUCAGUUUUUGAAAUGUGACAACUGCAAGGUGAAAUCAGGUCUCCAUGACACCUUACGCUUGCUAUUCCUAAUCAAGCACUUUCCAUACACAUCCAUCGCUCAAAAUAUGGACGUGAAACCUAUACUGCCAAUUUAUUACAAACUAGUAACAAUUCAACACAAAGUAUUGCACGAAUUACGAGCAUUAGGUUGUGCAAAUCACGAGAAAUGCUUCAGAAAGCUUCAAACGGACAACCAUAAUACAGCUAUAACGUUGAACAAGGCUCACUACUACGAAUACUCGAUAAAACUCUUCAAUUUGUACGUAGAAUUGGAGAUUCAUCAUUUUAAAGACACUAGUGACUUGAAGAAUAUUAGCAGAGCGCUGUACAACAAAAGUAUAUGCGAACUGGACUUCAAAUUGUACGAAGAAUCCUUAAAAGAUGCAUAUUUGAGCUUGCUUUUCUCGCUGCCAGAUGGAUUGAAGACGGAGAAACAUAUGAGCUUAGUGAUGGACAUAAAGGCUAAAGAAUUGAAGUCGAAAACUAACGAGGACGAAAACAAAGACGAAUUCCAGCUGUUUUCGGUUUUAGAAGUAUGUAAAAAGAUGUUGGAAGAGAAAAAGUACGGGAAUUUGAAACCUUUUGUUUGCCAUUUGAAGUUUAGCGAACUCCUAAAGCACGAAUUCUCAAUGUACGCCAAGUUAUGGCCUUCCAUAGUGCCAAUAGCGGGCGUAUGGAAAUCCCUCCAUAGUCUACUGAAGAACGAGCACGCAUCUUGGUGUAAAGCUGAGAACGAAGAGGAAUUAUUGUGGACCCUGUACACUGUAGUUUUGGAGACGCCUACCGUCGUGAGGACUAUACACAGCGAGUAUUAUACGGAUAUAGUCACACAGCUGCUGGAUAGAUUUGAGAAGCACCCGGCAUCCACAACGGACCUGCAAUUCGUUCAAUCAUCCCUUCUCUUCCUGAAAGCGGAGUACGACAUGACUGAAGCCAGCCAAAAGCACGGAUGGAAAAUCACAGAACCUAAUAUGGACCCAGACCUGAUCCAAGCCAGCAGGACGUUGCCGCAAGAGCAUACAGCCAUGAGACGAGCGGUGGACGCUGUGGAUAUACUGACCAAAGCUGUUAAAGACAUUACAAGCAUCCAGCGGUCUACCCUCGUCUCCCACAGUCUCCAGCUUUACCAAGUCUGGAUCCAGCAGUUCUUACACCUUGGCAGUAUCACGUACGGUCUACAACUCGCUCACCUGUGCUGCGAGGUCGCCGCUCAUGCGUCUGACAGUGAAGCCUACAUCCGGUCAGCCACUAUUCUCAUCUACAACGCACAUAGCCACUGCGAAGACAUAGCCACUCUCAUCUCGCGGUGUGUGCCGUUGUGUAGCGCUGUGGACUACGGAAUAGUGGCUAUCUUCUUGGCCACUACUGCGAUGUACUACUAUCGAUGCGGGUCGACCGGAAUAGCAGCUAGACUUCUUCAAGCGGUGCAGGCGAAUACGCUGCGAGCUUUGCAAGAGAACCCCGAUGUCAACCUGGACCUAGCAGUGGGCCGUCUAUUAGAGGCGCAAGUGGAAGUGUGUGGCGGUACUGAGGGCGCCACACUGAGCGCCGUCACCAACACGCAGCGGCACUACUUGGCUGUCAGCAACACUGCUACCAAGUGGACCAAACGUCGUCUCCUCUCCCUAACCCUCAAGCACCUCAUCAGCCACACCAGCCUACGCACAGCGACCUUCUGUCGCGCACUGCGCGCGUGGCGGCGCGCCCGCGGCUCGUGCUCGGCCUUAGGAGCGGCGGCGGCGCGGGUUCAGUGCCUGCUGUGGGCAGCUGUGACGAAUACCAGUAAGAUGGACGUGGCUCAGACAACAAUCGACAACCGUCUCAAGCACAUCCUAGGCCUACAGCCAUCCAACGACACUCAAGAGCACAAAUCCGACAAAACCCAACCUGUCUUCUUAACUCCACGCCACGAGAACCUAGAAACCAUGCUAGAAAACGUUGUGUUCAAGAAAAUGCAGACCAGCCCGUCUCUGCCUUGCGUUUCGGUUCUGGCUUAUAAAAUGCCAGAGUUUUUCAAGCAUAUGGACUGUGAAUGCUUUGGUUGCCAGCCUGAAGUAUUGAUUCUAGCCUGUCUUACUUCUGGGUUGGAAGCGUCCAUGUAUUUUAGAGCCAAAGAGUGGGAUAUAGCGAGGAAUUACUUCGAAGGUACUUUAAAAAGUUUUGGGUAUGCCGAAGCGAAAAUGAGGCAGUAUUUUAAAGCUGCCAGAAGUAAAUUUGAAGGGUAUGUAGUUGAUUUAGUUGAAUGUAUUGUGGGGAAAGAGUUUAAGAAUGUUCAAAUUGAGGUAUUAAUAGAAGCAGCCUUCUUUGAACUUGCUCAGAAAGAGUACGAGAAAGCGGACGACUUGAUUGUUAGAAUACACGAAAUAAUGCAAGACAUGACUCAUAUAAAUGCCUAUCUAAAAAACGAAGUGAUGAAUUUGAUGACGACUUCAGCUCAGAUCAGAAAAAUAGUGAAGAAACCAUCUGAUACCGGACUUGAGAGUGAAAUGGAGAAUUUGAAGCUGACUCCUACAGACGAAGAACCUAAAACGCCUUUGAACAAGCCCAAACUACCCCCCAAAAUGACUAAAGUGAUUGUUAAGAACGAAGAACUACCAAACGUCAAAAGAAAAGUUAUAAAACUCAAUUUAGACGACGCAUCAGACGAGCCAGAAGUCCCAAAACCUACAAGAAAAAGACCAGAGUUCAAAAUACCUGUUCCAGUGACAACCAAACCUGUUCUUGAAAAUAUCACGCCGCGUACUCGGUCCAGACCCGAAAUACUAGUGACAAAACCCACAGAGGAUACAAAAGAGACCCCAAAACUUGAUAAAAGUGAAUUUUUCACUCCAAACUCGACGCCUGCAGAGCAAUUUUUCACUCCAAUGACCUCUCAACGAACCUAUUCUAAGAAAUCAUUGAGGAACAAUAUAGUGAAAAAUCUAGAAGCGGAAUUUUCCACGCCGAAAGCUGAUAAGGAAAACUCGACCUUAAAAACUGAGGGGGAGAGGUCAGAAAUCCCUAAAGCUACAAGGGCGACAAGGGCGAAAAUUGAAAGGGAUAAAAAGACUUUGAAAAGGGCUACUAGUCCAGGUAAAUUGACUAAAGAAGUUAAGCCUACUAGGUCGAGGCUUAGGAACCCAACUAAUUUUAAUGUUCAUGAAGAUUGAUUUAUUAUUAUAGAUCGUUUCAUCCACUCGGACGCGCCCCAGCAAUGUUUG